AUGGACGCUCCCGCCCCCAAGACAUCGCAAAACCUCUUUGAGGUCUAUCUGCGCCUGCGCCCGCCCCCUAGUGCUGCUGCCGCUGCACAGACCGAACGAGUCCUCACCGUCGAGACGCCCGAGCAGGACGGCGUCAAGCCCAGCCACAUCACACUCAACCCGCCGUCGGAUCGUCGUCGCGCGAUUGAGCGCUUCGGCUUCACGCAGGUCUUUGAGGAGACGGCAUCGCAGCUCGAUGUAUUCUCUAGCACCGAGAUUGUCGGCAUGGUGGAAGGCGUGCUGGCGCCCAAGGGCGGCGAGGGGACGGACGCUGUCGUCGCGACUCUUGGCGUGACUGGCUCCGGAAAGACACACACUAUCCUCGGUUCGAAAACGCAGCGUGGCCUCACGCAGCUCGCCGUCGACGUCGUCUUUCGCUCCAUCGGCCCCAGCAUGCUCGACGCCGCCUCCUUGCCCGCCAUCAUCGAGUCGCUGCAAGCCUGCGAUCCUUCGGAAUCACCGCUCGUGGCGGCACCGCAGUACCUCGAGACAGUGUUUGCCGACCACUCGCAGUUUUCGCGCGCCAACUCGCGCGCCGCCACGCCCAUGAUUGGCGACUUUAGCUCGAGCGUCAUGUCCCCCGCGCCGCCGCGUCGCAACCUGCCCCCGAUGCCGAAUGCGCUCCCGAAGCAGCCCGAUGUGAGCGGCGUCCUCGUGCCGUGCGACACAUCGGCCGAGUAUGUAGUGGUUGUGUCCAUGUACGAGGUCCACAACGACCGCAUCUACGAUCUACUCACGCCGGCGACCAAGAACGCUGCUACAAAGGAGUUUCGUCGCCGGCCACUCCUGUUCAAGUCGACGGAGCUGUCGCCGGACCGUAAGGUUGUGGCUGGUCUGCGCAAGGUGGUCUGCACCACGGCCAGGGAGGCCCUGCUGGUCCUCGAGGCUGGUCUUCAGGAGCGUCGUGUCACGGGCACCGGCAGCAACAGUGUGUCGAGCCGCAGCCAUGGUUUCUUCUGCUUUGAAGUCAAGAAGCGUCAUGGUGGUCGACGGCCUGGCCCGUGGGGCGGCAGCAAGCUUACUGUUGUUGACUUGGCGGGCAGCGAGCGCGCCCGAGAAGCCAAGACCGCCGGCGCCACGCUUGUCGAAGCUGGCAAGAUCAACGAGAGUCUCAUGUAUCUAGGACAGUGCCUGCAGACGCAGAGCGAGCUUGGAACCUCGACCAAGCCCAACGUUGUCCCAUACAGACAGUGCAAGCUGACGGAGCUUCUCUUUUCCAACUCUUUCCCUUCACAUACCAGCCCGCACAUGCCGCGCCGUAAUCCGCAGAGAGGUGUCAUGAUUGUGACAGCCGACCCGACGGGCGACUUCAACGCGACGUCUCAGAUUCUCCGCUACAGCGCCCUGGCUCGCGAGGUCACCGUUCCGCGAAUCCCGUCCAUCACUGCCACGAUACUCGCCAACGGAUCCGCAACGGCAGGGAACGGUGCACGCUCCAUAAGCCCUAUUCAAUAUCACAACCAACGACCGUUUGUCCCUGCUGGUGGCUACGGCAGCUACCGCAACCACACGCCCGUCGACGACCGCGCCACCAUGGAGAUUGCUGCGCUCGAGAUUGCCCGACUCAGCGAUGAGAUUGACCAGAUGCGCGCCGAGACGGACGCCCAUAUGGAGGCACGCUUCACCGCCGAGGCCCAUCUCCUCAGCAUGGAGGACCGCCUGAUUGACCUUGAGGCGGCCAUCCGCGACGAGUGCGCCGCCGAGUUUGAGCAGACGUUGAUGCUGGAGCUGGCCCGCUUCAAGACCAGUCUUGCGCUGGAGCAGGAGCGCAGCGAGGAGCACUGGGACCGCAAGGUCGACCUGCUUGAGCGCGGCCUGGACAAUGCCGACAGCGGUGACGAGUACAACAAGGAGAAUGUCCUGGUUGAAGACCUGUCUCAGGAGGUGGAGCGUCUGCGCCGAGAGAAUGCAGUGCUGAAGCGCGAACUGGCCGGUCGCAGCCCGACGAAGCGCAAGCCGCUCGAGGAGAGGGAUGAUUUCUCGCCGGCGCCAGAAGCGGUGAUGAAUAACACCGGAAGCGUGUCGAACUUGGGCAAGAAGCUGGAGCGCAUGCGUGUGAACGGGGAUAGCGGCUCGCGGUCGGCUAGUGGUGCGAGCAAUGGCAGCCCGAAAAAAGUGCGCCGGACGGCCAAGGCGACGUAA
Messenger RNA from Akanthomyces muscarius, 2181 nucleotides. RefSeq lists its product as uncharacterized. The record is from RefSeq and is a predicted model, not a curated record. Gene Ontology annotation, biological process: microtubule-based movement. NCBI's taxonomy places the organism in Eukaryota, Fungi, Ascomycota, Sordariomycetes, Hypocreales, Cordycipitaceae. Gene Ontology annotation, cellular component: kinesin complex; nucleus; microtubule. Gene Ontology annotation, molecular function: ATP hydrolysis activity; microtubule motor activity; ATP binding. The transcript is spliced from 4 exons. Bases 1 to 2181 code for a protein of 726 amino acids.